GCAGCAAUGUCGCUUCCAGCCUUCUUUGUUAACAUCAAUUUCGAUGAGGAAAAGACUAAAAUAGAGUCUUUCCUCUCAAAGUUUACUGAGCAAGUCGACACAUCUACGCCCAAAAAAAGAGGUUCCAAACCAACUCAGCGCACCAAAUACCUUGACUUGCUGACUCAAGUUGCUGAUCGGACUAUUGACACUGUGGAAGUCUCGCUGGAUGAUGUCGACAAGUUUGACCAAACCGGACGACUUGUGCACAACAUUGAACAAAAUACAAAACGAUAUAUUACUCUGUUUUACGAAGUGAUGGACAGUUUGCUGCCUGCGUCUGAAACCGCCCCUACUGACGAUAGCAAUCCUUUGGAAGUCCUUAUCUAUCAGCGUCGUCAACGUGAUGCUCAGCAAGAAGAUGCCAUGAUUGCCGAGGGCGGAAAUUCUGCCAUAGCUGUUCCCAUGUUUCCUCCCGCAUUGACCCGUCGUUUCACGCUUCGGUUUAAGCCAAGUGCCAAGUUUUCAAAGGGAGUUUCUGUUCGUGACAUCAAGGCUACGUCCGUAGGCAAGAUGGUGCGUGUCAAGGGUAUGGUCACUCGUGUAUCCAAUGUCAAACCCAUGGUGGUUGUUGUUGCAUACAGUUGUGACAAUUGUGGCCAUGAGAUUUUCCAGGAAGUAGUCUCUGAAAAUGUAAAUCCUUUGGUGAUUUGCACCAGCGACAGCUGUCGCAAAAAUAAUAUAAAGGGUGCGUUGCAUAUGCAAACUAGAGCUUGCAAGUUUUUAAAGUUUCAAGAAGUCAAGCUUCAAGAAUUGACGGAGCAAGUGCCAAUGGGUAACAUUCCUAGAUACAUGACGGUCUAUUUAACUGAAAACCAAACACGAUCCGUUAGUCCGGGAGAAAUGGUGUACAUUUCUGGAGUCGUUAUGCCUAUUCCCUUUACUGGAUUUCGUGCACUGCGUGCUGGUUUGAUCACUGAUACCUAUCUUGAUGCACAUCACAUUGAGCAUGCAAAGCAGCAGUACACUGACAUGCUUCCUACGACUGCGCUUAAUGCUCAACUACAAGAGCUUACUAACGGCGCCAGUGUAUAUCAUCGACUUUCUCAAAGUAUUGCUCCUGAAAUAUACGGCCACGAAGAUAUCAAAAAGGCUCUGUUGCUUCUACUUGUUGGUGGUGCAAGCAAACAAACCAGCGAUGGCAUGAAGAUUCGUGGUGAUCUUAAUAUUUGUCUUAUGGGUGAUCCUGGUGUAGCCAAGAGUCAGUUGCUCAAGUAUAUUUCCAAACUUGCACCUAGAGCAGUGUAUACUACUGGCCGUGGCUCUUCCGGUGUAGGAUUGACUGCAUCUGUGUUGCGCGAUCCAGUUACUGACGAAAUGGUGCUCGAGGGUGGUGCACUUGUACUGGCUGAUAAUGGUAUUGCAUGUAUUGACGAGUUUGAUAAAAUGGACGAAAGUGAUCGGACUGCUAUUCACGAAGUCAUGGAACAACAGACUAUUAGUAUCAGUAAAGCAGGCAUUACCACCACUUUGAAUGCACGCACGUCGAUUCUUGCUGCUGCCAAUCCCCAGUACGGUCGUUACAAUCCUCGCAUGAAACCUACUGAUAACAUUAAUCUUCCAGCAGCCCUUCUUAGUCGAUUUGAUCUUUUGUUUUUGCUAUUAGAUAAGCCGUCAAUGGAUGAUGACCUGCGACUUGCACAGCACGUUACGUUUGUUCAUCGUGCAUUGGUGCAUCCACCCCGUGAAGAUCAAACGGAGCCAAUUGACUUGCCACUACUGAGAUACUAUGUCAGUUUGGCCAAAAAAAUAGAUCCAGUUGUGCCUGCCGAAGUUGGAGAUUAUCUUGUGAAUUCGUAUGUUCAUAUGCGCAGCAAGGCAAAAGAAAUGGAUGAUUUCCAAUAUACAUGUGCUAGAACAUUGUUGAGUGUGAUUCGUCUUGCUACUGCAACGGCUCGACUUCGAUUUUCUGCCGUGGUGGAAAUCACAGAUGUGGAUGAAGCACUUCGACUGACGGAAGUUUCUAAAUCUAGCUUGGUGGAACAAGACACUACCUAUACUCGGGAUCCAAUUUCGAUUAUUUUCGAGCUGAUCAAGGAGAUGUGUACCCGAUCCAAUGGGUCGCUCAAACGAGAGAUCCAACUUAGUGAUGUACGCGAGCGUGUCAUAUCCAAAGGAUUCAGUGAAGAACAGAUGAUGGCUUGUGUGAAAGUGUACAUGGACGAUGAUGUUUGGAUGAUGGUUGGUGCAGGUGAUGAACGACUUAGAUGGCUUCGUAUUGAUGAAGAUGACGAUCUUGAUGAGUGAAGAUUGACAUUUAUUUGGCAAAUCAAUGAAAUGAAAUGAGAUGGUCAGU
Batrachochytrium dendrobatidis JAM81 is the source of this 2335-nucleotide messenger RNA. RefSeq names its product DNA replication licensing factor MCM7. The record is from RefSeq and is a predicted model, not a curated record. Gene Ontology annotation, molecular function: single-stranded DNA helicase activity; ATP hydrolysis activity; single-stranded DNA binding. Gene Ontology annotation, cellular component: nucleus; MCM complex. Gene Ontology annotation, biological process: DNA strand elongation involved in DNA replication; DNA replication; DNA replication initiation. The transcript has 8 exons. Lineage: Eukaryota; Fungi; Chytridiomycota; Chytridiomycetes; Rhizophydiales. Bases 7 to 2286 code for a protein of 759 amino acids.